AUGCAGGCUCCCGCCGAAGCACAGCUCCCGUCUUCUACAACGUCCGAGUCUAGCUCAACACUCGUCAUGACUACCGGGCCAUUGAAGCAAGCGGCCGAGUCCGCCCGAUCGAGGACUUCUGAGGUUAUGAAGAGCGAUACCGUUGCUCGCAUCUCCAAAUUCAUCCAUACCCCGUACAUGGUGGCGGCUCUCCCCUUCAUCAAUGGUGGACUUAGCGGCAUGGUGGCCACCUCGGUCGUUCAGCCCGUCGACAUGGUCAAGGUUCGCAUCCAGCUGGCGGGCGAAGGAACCGCAUCUGGCCCCAAGCCAAGCCCUAUUGCUGUCGCUCGUCAAAUUAUCGCCAGUGGCAAAUUUACCGACUUAUACACUGGGCUCUCGGCCGGUCUUUUGCGUCAAGCAGUCUAUACGACAGCUCGUCUUGGCUUUUUCGACACUUUCAUGGGAAAACUUGGCGCCCGAGCCAAGACCGAAGGCCGAACUGUUGGUUUUAAAGAGCGUGCUACUGCUGGUCUAACUGCCGGCGGUCUCGCUGCCAUGAUUGGUAACCCGGCAGACCUUGCCCUCAUUCGCAUGCAGAGCGAUGGCCUGAAGCCGCUUGCUGAGCGUAAAAACUACAAGUCUGUCAUCGAUGCUCUAUCGUCCAUCGCCAAGAGUGAAGGCGUCGGCGCGCUCUGGGCUGGCGCCGCCCCGACCGUCGCCCGAGCCAUGGCCCUCAACUUUGGCCAGCUCGCCUUCUUCAGCGAGGCCAAGGCUCAGCUGAAGCAGAAUACCGACCUUUCUCCCCGUAUCCAAACUCUCGCCGCGAGCGCCACGGCAGGAUUCUUUGCCUCAUUCUUCAGUCUCCCGUUUGAUUUUGUCAAGACGCGACUGCAGAAGCAGCAAAAAGGACCCGAUGGCAAGAUGCCUUACAAGGGGAUGGCUGAUUGCUUUACCAAGGUAGCCAAACAAGAAGGCCUCAUGCGAUUCUACCGUGGUUUUGGUACAUAUUAUGUCCGCAUUGCGCCCCAUGCCAUGGUGACUUUGAUCGUCGCCGACUACCUUGGUUGGCUCACGAAGCAUUAUGAGAGAAGCGCACGUGAUUUCGUGCUCAACCUUUACACGCUAAUAACUACUAAUGACGCAUUGCGUGGAGAGCUCCAGUUUGGACUGCUCACUCUUGCGCCAGACAUAUUCUGGCAGGAAACCAUUGUCUGCUGUCUGCACAAUCCCACACUGCUCGAAUAUGUAGAAAUGGUCGGAAGAAAGCGGCGAUCAAAUGCCGCUGGCGGCCCAGGAAGCAGCAACGCUGUUGGUGUCACAGGGGAUAUCUAUGGCGAGAUGCUCGCUGAAGCAGGUGUGCAGGGAUCUGCCUCUCGAGAUAGCAUCAAUGGCGAGUCUCCGAUGAAGCGGCGCCGUCCUGGCAGACAAAACGCUAGUCGAGAACCGAAAAAGGGGGGCGAGGCGACCGUGACACCGACACCGACAGCGACAGCGACCGCGGAGGAACUGUCCGGCGAAGACGAAGACGUUGAGUUUCUCGAUGUGCCUUUGCCACCCGCGCAGGUGCAAACUAUCGAACGAGAUUCGGAAAACGAUAGUGACGACGACGAAGAGGACAUGAUAUUCGAAGACGUUGAUCUCGCCGCUCCUCCGGAAAAGAGUACGGCUACUGCUUCGUCAGCUGUUGAGCCAGGAGCGCAAGAUCUCGAGCUCAACUUGACGUCCCAGCAGGCCGCAAACGUGUUGUUGAGACGCAACACCGAACGCCGGAAACCCAUCACAAAGGAAGAGCGAGAUCAGCGACUCGCCGUGCACAAGAUGCACCUACUCUGCCUGCUCUCGCACGUGGCGCGGCGAAACGAGUGGUGCAACGACGCCCAAGUGCAGGACACGCUGCGGGCACACGUGAGCGACCGGACGGCCGACUACUUGACGCCGGGGCCGCACCUCCCGCAGUUUGGCCAGUCCGAGAGCCUCAAGACGGGCCUCAAGCAGGCGGCCGACGCGUGGCGCGCCAAAUUUGAGGUGACGGAGCGGGGGCUGCGGCGCGCGCGCUGGGCCGAGGACGCGGCGCAGCUGGAGCAGUACCAGCUCCCCGACCACCUGGAGACGUGCACCGACCGACACGACUUUCGCCGUGCGGCGGAGACGCUGCAGGGCUCGCGCGAUGUCGGUGCCCAGCUGUACUGUGCGCUGCUGCGGAGCGUGGGCGUCACGGCCAGGCUCGUGUGCUCGCUCCAGCCGUUGGCAUUUGGCAACGGAGCGCCGACGCUGCCCAAGACGACACCGGGCAAGACUUUGACCAAAUCGCCGGACAAGAGGCUGGGCAAGACGCAGCGGGCUGAAGAGCUCCGUUCCCAGCUCGCGCAAUACAAGGAGAUGGCGGUGGCGACGGCUUCGACGACGAGCCCCGCCGGGCCUUCCGCGCGACGGCGGCUUGGGCACCCACACGCUGCGAAUCGCAAUUUCGAACCGAAGCCGUCACCAUCGCCUACGAAACCGCAGAAGAGCUUUGCGACACCGGUGCGGCUGCGCGAGUCUGCGUAUCCCGUCUACUGGGUGGAAGUGCUUGACACGGGUCAUCAAAAAUGGCAGCCGGCGGAUCCGGUAGUCACGCAUACAUUUUGGAGGCCGAAAUCUAUGGAGCCUCCAAUCACGGAUAAAGAAAACUGUAUGAGUUAUGUGGUCGCGUUUGACGAGGAUGGUACGGCACGAGAUGUGACAGUUCGAUACGCAAAGGCGUAUGCGGCCAAGACAAGACGUUUACGAGUUGACGGGACGGAUGACAAUGACUGGUGGCGGACGGCGAUGCGACCGUUCAGACGUCGACACCGGACAAACCUGGACCAGAUUGAAGAUAUAGAGCUGGCAGGUGUGGAAGUGCGAGAGCCCAUGCCUCGCAAUGUGCAAGAUUUCAAAAAUCACCCUGUAUUUGCGCUGCAGCGACACUUGCGGCGCCAUGAAGUGCUGGUGCCAACAGCGGUGCCGUCUGGUACGGUGAGCUCUGGUAACAAGGGCCCUUUGGAGAAGAUUUACCGGCGGCGGGAUGUUCGGGUUGCCAGGACCGCCGACAAGUGGUUCCGCAUGGGGCGCGAAGUACUGCCCAACGAGAUUCCUCCCAAGUGGCUGCCCAAGAGUAAGCGGACCAAGCCGAGACACGACCGGCUCGACGAUGACCAGCGCGCCGAGCAGGACGCGCAGGACGCGGCCGGGGUGCCCCUCUACACGGAGGACCAGACGGCGCUCUACGAAGCCGCGCCGGUGCGGAACGGCAAGGUGCCCAAGAACAAAUUUGGCAAUAUCGAGGUCUACGUGCCGAGCAUGGUGCCGCGCGGCGGUAUGCACGUCGAGCACGAGCUGGCGGCGCACGCGGCGCGGCUGCUGGGCAUCGACUACGCGCCGGCGCUGACGGGGUUUGCGUUUCAGGGCCGGCAGGGCACGGCGGUGCUCCGGGGCGUGGUGGUGGCGGCCGAGUACGGCGCCGCGGUGGAGGCGGUGCUCGCCGGGCUCGAGGACGCGGAGCAGCAGCGGGAGGAGGAGGGCCGGGCUUGGGCGGCGUUGCGGCUGUGGCGGCGGCUGCUGAUGGGGUUGCGGAUCCGCGAGCGGAUAUGGAGCGGCGUGGAUGAGGCGGAGAGACGAGCGGCGGAGGAGGAGACGGACCGGGUGUUAGAGGGGGAGGAUGCGGACAGGGUGCUAGAAGAGGCGGAUGCAGUGGAAGAGGAGGAUGCGGGGGAGAGUGAUGUGACGGAGGAGUACGACAUGAUUGUGGAUGGGGACGAUGCUGAGGAGUAUGGUGGUGGAUUUCUUGUAGACUAG
This is a messenger RNA of Cordyceps militaris CM01, 3795 nucleotides long. Its product is annotated as nitrilase. Gene Ontology annotation, molecular function: single-stranded DNA binding; damaged DNA binding. Gene Ontology annotation, biological process: nucleotide-excision repair; mismatch repair. Gene Ontology annotation, cellular component: cytoplasm; nucleotide-excision repair factor 2 complex; XPC complex. The coding region runs from base 1 to 3795 and encodes 1264 amino acids. The record is from RefSeq and is a predicted model, not a curated record. Lineage: Eukaryota; Fungi; Ascomycota; Sordariomycetes; Hypocreales; Cordycipitaceae. The transcript is spliced from 3 exons.